AAAAGAGGGAACGAAAUCGAUCUAUCGUGCCCGGAAAAAACAAACGGCUAUCGCUUGUUUUCCCUUCUUCGUUUUUCUCCUCAUUUUCCUUGCAGUCUGGGAGGUGGGAGAAGAUGAGGAGAAAGCUAAUGGUAUCGUUCUCAUUAUCUCUUUUUAGAUGUAGUUUACGGAUUUUGGACUCAUUCGGUACAGAGGCUGAAUUUAAUUACGCCGAGUACCCAUCAGAAGGGGCCGAUUUUGGAAACCUUGAUAUUCAACUGCGACAGAUGCUAACCAUGUUCCCUCACAGCCCUGACAAUCUCUUCCUUGGAUUUGCUAUCGACAAGGUAGUUGCCAUGGAAACGAGCCAAGGAGCCUCGCUUAACGAUACAAAGAAACCAGCCGAUAAACCAAUCGGUUUGUUGUACGCCAAAGAUGCUUUGUUUUUAUUUGAUAGAAGAAACUACAUCGAUACUCUUAGCAAAUACUUGGAGAUACACGGCACCAUUGGAAAUGAAACAGAAGAACAACAGAAAGACGUCCAAGAUCAUGUGCCGGAUUACGUCAUUAAUCAUGGAGUAAUGAAGGCAGGCGAUCUUCAGCAACUGCUGAGAAGAAGCAAGAUAUUUAUUGGCCUUGGAGAGCCCUAUGAAGGGCCGGCACCACUCGAAGCUAUUUCCCAAGGAUGUGUUUUUAUUAAUCCCAAGUUAGAUCCUCCGCUUAGUCGAAAAAACUCAGGCUUUUUCGAAGGAAAGCCAACUUAUCGGAAGUUGACGUCACAACACCCAUAUAUGGAAACAUUCAUUGGCAAGCCGCAUGUAUAUACCAUUGAUGUCAAUAAUCUUGAAUUAGUGGAAUCUACAGUGAAAGAAAUAUUGUCAUCAGAGGCGGUAAAGCCAUUUCUUCCGUAUGAAUGGACUCCAAAAGGCAUGCUGGAACGGGUCAAUAUCUUUACAGAGAAGUUGGAUUUUUGCGAACAUGGAGAGCAAUGGCCACCGUUGAAAGAAAUGCACUUAACAUUAGGUUCAAAUGGCGACUCGUGUAAAGACGCAUGCAGGAAAAGUGGCUUUAUUUGUGAGCCAUCCUUUUUCAAUUACAUUAAUUCAGCAGAGGAGUUCCAAAAGUUGGGAGUAUCCUGUGGAAAACAAGCUAAGGAGGAAACUCUUCAUGCGCCUUCAUACAAUCCCGCUGACCAGUCAUGUACAUUUCAAGCAAUGCCGCUUUUAUUCAGCUGUGUAGCUAAAGAUCCAGCACGUAUUCGCUUGUGUCCAUGUCGAGAUUACAAGCCUCAACAAGUGGCAUUUUGUAAGAACUGUGAUUGAUAUUUUGUUACUUGGAAUCUAGUCUAUUAUGCGCUACAGUUUGCGCAAAGGCGAGUUUCCGCCGAGAGAACGUCAUCGAGUUCGUUGAUGCCAAACACAUGCCAGAUAAAAAUAAAGAAACUUAUUAUAUUUUCAGCCAAAAUCCCAUGCAAGGCUUUUUGUUAAUUUUACAAACUGUACAAUUUAAUUGUUAAUUUGGAUACCGCCCAAAUUAAUAGUUAACUGGACAGUUCAGGAACGAAUCCAGGAAUUUUCAAGGGGAGGUGGCUGGUACCUUGCGGUUGCAGGAUCAAUUGAGCAUGCGUGCGGACUCUCGUUACUCUUGCUAACUGUUGUAACCGUUAGAGAAUGACGUAUUUUAUCGCUAUUUUAGCUAGAAUAAAGUUACUUGUAAUGACAAUGAGGUACCUGUCCAGGGAGGUGCUUUUAUUUCUGCCAUAAUACUCACAGUCUUUCUCACAGUCUUUCUCCAAAUGCGGGGUGGCUAGCCACCUAAUCUACCUUCCGUAAAUCCGCCCCUGCAGUUCUGGGUGCAGUAUAAUUUACCAGGUAAGAUCUGGACAACUUCAUUCGUCCAAAUUGGAAAUAACUGAAGUAAAAAGAAAACUCCUCUAACUGCCAAAUUUUGCAGUCCUCAGAUUUUUUCAUCCAGACCUUUCCUCUUUCCAAAUUGGACUGCACUUAGUCCUUUUUGUAUUACAUAUACAAACAUGAGCAUUCGCCUUACGCAAGAGACCAUAAGAGUGAUAUAGCGGAUUUUGCAUGCAGUCUCGUGAUCAAUGGAUUAAAAGAGGAAUCAACUGCGUGAAGACACAGAAAUAAACAUCCUUUAAUGAUGUGUUAAUGAUUUGUGAAAAACCCAGUCCUAAUUUUCGUAGGUGUCGGCUAGACUCUGAUCUGCGCUCGCGUGCUGCGUGAUUUUUGUCAACUCUAUGCAUUGUCGUUAUUAUCUUCGGACGCUUUCCAUUCGACCAAAAUUUCCGAGUUGCAUUUCGAAAAUUUUCAGUAGCGAGUGGAACAGCUUCUUGCACAAUUUCCGGCAAAGAGGACAACCGCUGGGAGCUUCCGAUAUUUGUUACCGGGAAUUUCUAUUCCAUUUGAUUUUUAUCACUGAAUUUCCGGAACUUUUUGGUUGAAAUGAAAGCGCGCCUCAUUUAACCUAUCAGUAAACGGGGUAGGGUUGUUGUGAGGGGGGGAGGGAGUGAAAAGCGAGGAAGGAGGGGGGAGCUCUUUUCCAGUCUCCCUCCUCUCCCUUCCCGUCAGCCGUGUUCCGGGUGAAAAUACUAGCGGUUCGAUUUCACUGAAAAAAAAGACCAGUGCAUCUGCACCAUGCGCAGAGCAGAAG
This is a messenger RNA of Orbicella faveolata, 2646 nucleotides long. RefSeq names its product alpha-1,6-mannosylglycoprotein 6-beta-N-acetylglucosaminyltransferase A-like. The record is from RefSeq and is a predicted model, not a curated record. NCBI's taxonomy places the organism in Eukaryota, Metazoa, Cnidaria, Anthozoa, Scleractinia, Merulinidae. Gene Ontology annotation, molecular function: alpha-1,6-mannosylglycoprotein 6-beta-N-acetylglucosaminyltransferase activity. Gene Ontology annotation, cellular component: Golgi apparatus. Gene Ontology annotation, biological process: protein N-linked glycosylation.